CAAAACUGACACGAUGUGCUAUCAGUAUAGGUAAAUUAAGCAUCGAAAAUUACCCCCGUUUGUCAGCAAAUUCUUUGAUUGGCCUUGUUAUCGGUAAAGAUAAGCUGAAAUUGUUCAGUACACCUAGUCUAAGCAAUGUGAUAGUACGCCAGUUAGCAUUCUGUGGCUUUCCGACUCGGUUAUUCCAUUCGUGAUGUAUAUAACGUUUCCACUUUCAUAUCGAUUAACGCCAAAGUAUCCUUAUAAAAACAGAAAGUGAAAAAAGGUGAAUAAAAUGACACAUAACGGAUUUUCAAACCAUCACGAACAAGAGCUUGUAGCAGGCAACAUCGAUGGACACACUAAUGGAAUUCACGAUAAUGAUGACGAAGCUAAAAAUCAUACUAAAUUCGAUACCUUAUGGAACACAAAGAUCUCGAACACUACGUCGUUUAUCAUCGUUUCCAAGUUUCUGGCGGAAUUUUUUGGAACAGCAACGCUCAUGUUUCUCGGCUGUAUGGGCUGCCUGGAUGGUUUUGACAACGUUACAACCAACUUAAGCCGAGGCAUCAUUUUUGGCUUCACCGUUAUGGUUGUGAUCCUCACGUUUGGUGUUGUAUCAGGAGCACAUAUAAAUCCAGUGGUUUCCAUAGCCGCUUACAUCUAUGGUGAUCUUUCUGGCACAAUGGUAUUAAUUUACUUUAUAGCACAAUUCGCCGGUGCUUUAUGUGGUUACGGACUACUCAUGGCUGUUGUUCCGCAAGAUUAUUUUAACCAAGCAUUGGUGGAUGGCUAUGGGAGCUGUGUUACUGCUCCACAUAACAGCCUUACAUCUGCAGGAGCAUUGGCAAUAGAGUUCAUAGUUACAGGAAUCCUUGUAUGGGCAUGUUGUGGAGUUUGGGACCCGCGAAAUGCAGACCAACAGAACUCGGUACCAAUUAAAUUUGCGUUACUGGUAGCAGCCAUCUCGGUUGCAGCUGGUCCUGCCACAGGGGCUAGUAUGAACCCCGCUAGAACACUUUCUCCUUGUAUAUGGAAUAAUAGUUAUCAUAAAAUAUGGAUAUACUUCGUUGGACCACCGUUGGCCGGUGUUAUUAUGCCCAUCGUGUAUAAGUACGUAUUCCGAAGAGAAUCCAACAACAUCAUCGAACAUAUUCCUGCCCCUCCACAAGAACAAGUCUGUGUUUGUAUCCUGCACAAUAAAGAUUCACAUGUUGAAAAAGUUUAAUAGUGAUGAUAAUCAUCAUUUUGAAAAAUGUGAGAAGAUAGUGAGAAUAAGUGUGAAUUUUUAAUUAAAUCACUUGAAAUAUUAUAAAUUCAGUCGAGAGAGAAAGUGUAUGUGCAAAAGGCGUGCAAAUAAAAAAAAUCGA
Anopheles merus is the source of this 1349-nucleotide messenger RNA. Its product is annotated as aquaporin AQPAn.G-like. The coding region runs from base 275 to 1207 and encodes 310 amino acids. Gene Ontology annotation, molecular function: water channel activity. The record is from RefSeq and is a predicted model, not a curated record. Gene Ontology annotation, biological process: transmembrane transport. Gene Ontology annotation, cellular component: plasma membrane. NCBI's taxonomy places the organism in Eukaryota, Metazoa, Arthropoda, Insecta, Diptera, Culicidae. The transcript is spliced from 5 exons.